Limulus polyphemus (Atlantic horseshoe crab) is the source of this 3958-nucleotide messenger RNA. Its product is annotated as short transient receptor potential channel 4-associated protein-like. Gene Ontology annotation, biological process: ubiquitin-dependent protein catabolic process. Gene Ontology annotation, cellular component: Cul4A-RING E3 ubiquitin ligase complex. Lineage: Eukaryota; Metazoa; Arthropoda; Merostomata; Xiphosura; Limulidae. The transcript has a single exon. The record is from RefSeq and is a predicted model, not a curated record. Gene Ontology annotation, molecular function: phosphatase binding. The coding region runs from base 344 to 2740 and encodes 798 amino acids.
AUCUUACAAAACCAGCUGAGCAAAAAGUUAACGUUAGACGUAAUGUUAAGCUUUUUUCUGCGUGAUUUUUAUUCAGAAAAGUUAAGGAGAGUCCACUGAUGAAGUACUUUAUAUAAAACAAAGUUAUUGCUACAGAAUUCUAUAGCAAGUAUACUCUUUCUGCAAGACUUUCAUUACUAGUAGUAACCAAGCAGUAGUGUCAUCAAUGACAAUCGAGGUAAAUUAUUAUUGUGGUGUACGCUUUAGUUUAGCCUAGUUAGCGAGAAUUUCAAAUUGACUUAACAAUAACAUGAGUAGUUGACUAAUGUUUGAAAAACAGAGGUUGAAUCGUUAUUGAAUUGAUAUGGCAGUUAGAAGACUGUUGUGUAGAGGUUCGUCUGCAAGUAAAAAACCAUUUAGCGAAUUCUGCGUUACUCCUUCAAUGUAUGGGUUGGCAAUGAAAGACGUAUUAGGCUUAACUUUUGUACCUGAGGGUCUUCUUUUAUCAGAACUUGACUUUGAAAAAAAUAUUGAGAAUAAAAACCCAAACAGUCCAGCUCAGUUUUUACAAGACUAUAAAAACUAUACAAAAUGUCUAAAAUAUUUAAAUGAUUUAAACAAAAAAUCAUUUUCAAUUUCAUGUAUUGAUGAUGAUUACCCAUCCAGUAUUCAGAUGUUAAAAUGGAUGCAGGAUGAGCUUAUGGUUUCACCUUCAUCAUAUCUUCUGAAUGAUAUACGGCAAACAAAGUCUAAGUCUGUGAUUUUUAAAUUAUUCGCUGAUUUCAGUGGUGCUGUAAAUGCCCUUAUUAGAUUUGUUUUAUCAUUUAUGGUAUUUCCACCUGAAAAAGCUAACUUAUAUCAAACAAAUAAAGCUCUCUGUCUACGUGGACUUUGUUUAGAAAUUUUGCAUUGCUUGUGUAUUCAGUGUGAAAGCGUGGCACAGAACUUGUCAGAAUAUGAAAGCAUAUUUGAAACAUUACUUAACUUGAUCCAGUUCUCACAGACGUCAUUACCUGCCUCACAACUUUUGGAAUGUUUAUUUUUAUCAUGCAAAAAGCCUGUCAACUUCUUACAUAUUCCAAAUUUAGGAAAACUUGUGGAAUCUUUUAAUGAUUUCCAACUUGGAAACUUCUGUAGAAUUUUAACUGUUACACUAUCAGAUCUGGAUUUUUAUGCUCAAACUAGUUCUUUGUAUGCUCAGCAUAAAGAAAAGAAAAAGAAAAAUCUGUUUUCUAAACGAGAUGAGAAUCAAAAUGCAGUGUUGAACAUGCCAGGAAUUUUAUCAAGACUUGUUCAGUUAGUUUGUGCAAAACCUUAUGUACCCCAAUUUCCCAGGUCCUUUAGCUCAUUUGCAGUGUCAGAGGUAAAUCACUGGCUACAGUGGAUUGAAUUAAAUCUUGAAAAUGAAGUAAUACAUACCAGUGAAAUGAAUGAAAGUACUAAUUUUGUCGGUGGUAUUUCAAGAAGUAGUACGUCAGGAGAGGCUGCCUUUAGUUUUCAGUCAUCAUUAGCAAUUAGUUCAGAAAUGACAAUAAGAGCUCACGGUGCAUAUGUUCUAGGCUUGUUGCUUGUUGGUAAGCAUCGUAAGGAAGUGCAGCAAAAACUUGCCGAGUUGUGUCUUAUUCCCAAACUUAGUGAUCUUUUUGAUCACUUUACAUGGGAAUGUGGAAGGUCAUCAAGUAGGUUGCAUAAUAGUGGGCACUUUGGUGGCUGUGACUGUAAUCCGGGAAUUGCUCUGAAAACUCAGGUUAUGCGUCUUGUGCACAGUUUUUGUGAUCAUUCAGAAUACAAGCAUGUAAUGUUAUCCUGGAGUGAAUGUAGUGAAUUAUUUCACUCUAACAGUAAUGAUGAUCUACCAAAAAAUGUGAAAAAAUCAUUGAUGUGUGUGGGGAGCAAGGGACUCUUGAGCAAGAUUGUUGAUGUAUUGAAAAAGGAGCCCAAGAAUUCAUCUUUUCGUUUUUGGUUUUCUCGUGCUAUUGAAAGUUUUCUGCGUGAUUGUGCCACAAGUCACGAGCAGGAUUUUCUGAUUCGUAGAAAUCUCCUGCAUCAUCUUUUUGAAAAUUUGCUGUCUGUUGGUCGUGGACCUAAGGAGGUGAUUCAGAGCAGUUUUGAUCUUUUGGCUGAAUUGGUUAAAUUUAACUACAGUGCUAUUCGUCACUUAGAUAAGCCCCUCAGGAGUGAGGAAAAGUGGCAAACACUGUUAGCAAUCAUAAACAGAAAUUUGGUGGACUCCAACAUGUUUCUUCGAAGUAUGAUCUUGUCUCGAGAACACUUGAGAGAAAGUUGUGACAAGGAUAUUAUUGACUAUGUUGAGAAUCACAGUCAUCUGCUACUGUAUUUUGGAAGGUUUCAAACCAGAUUAUCUUACUUGAAGAGGCUUAUUUCAAUCAUAAGUGUUGAAAACUUAACCCAGGAAAGUGUAAGCUGUCUCAACACUUCUUUGAUCAUCUUGAUAACUGCUCACAGAAAUGGUCAGCUGAGUGAUUAUUUACAAGCUAUGAAGCCGUCUUCUUGUUUAGUAUCCACUGAAUCUGAUGAGUUUCCUUUUCAAGGCCUCUUAGAAAACUUUAGAGAAUUGCUACUUUUCUGGAAAGAACACUAUUUACACAAAGACAAGGACUGCUAUUCCCUGGAAAAAAGUUCAAGGAUUGUGUUUAAAGAAUGGGAGGACUUGGUGUCAUUGUUACUGAAGGAAGAUUCCUCCAAUGCUCAUACCCUGCUGUUUCACAUGAAGACUUCUGUUUCAUAUAGAAGUAGAUAACUAUUAACAUAUAUUAGGGAUUAGGAAUAUGUAAUAAUCAGAAAAUAGCAUAGGAUCUAUUUGCACAAAUUUUUAUAUUUCCUUGCAGAUAUCCUUACUACAACUGUUUCAUUGAAUAGGGCAUUCUUCAUGGCUUACAAAAACAAAUUGCUUCUGUAAGAUAACUCAAUAUUACAUUUUUUACAGGUCCUCCAUAUGAGUAUUAUAAAUCAAAUCUAUUGGACUUUUUUUUUAAGGUUACUGGUAAAUAUAAGAAUAUUUUUUUAUGAUUUGACAAUAAUUUUUAUAUGUGCUAAACAGAAAAUACCAUGAGAUCUAUUUGCAACAUUAAUCCAUGGUGUAUUUGGUGUUAUGGGAAAUUAAUCUUUCAUAGUUUUUGAAAUGAACAGGUUUGGGUGGAAGUAAACUGAAUUUAGUAUAGCUUUUGGUACCAUACAUUUUAAACAAGUUGGUACGAGAAAAUAUUUUUAUUUCAAACCCUUAGUUGUCAAAUUUAUGUGUGUGUUUAUGUUAAUUUUCUUGUAGCUACAAGAUAUGGAAGUAAAAAUAAAGGUUAUUGAUGUGAUUAAAAAAUAACUACAGGUGAUAUUUUGUAUAUAAAAUCAUCAGAAAAAUAACAUCGAACCAAUUCUAAUGUUCAAAAACUAGUAUCUAAUGAAAAGAUUUACUUCCAAGAAUGAUUACUGUAUUUCUCCUUAUUUAACACUGCUUCAUUUUCUUAUUUCAGUUAAUUGAAUUUGCACUACCUCAUAAUGAUUAAAUGUUUAUUCCAGUAUUAAAAAUAUAACUUUACCAUAUUCCACAUGAAAUUGUUUAAUUCACUACAACCCAAAACCAUACUACACUGUAGGUGGAACAUUAGAUUGUGUGUUCGUUCAAACUUGUAUGCAGAAUUCUGUAAUUACACUUUUUUCAAAGAUAAAUGUACCUUUCAUGAAUUCACCCUCAUUAGCAAUCUAAGUUGAAGCAGACAGUAUUUAUACAAACUAUACCUGAAAUUAAUAUAUGUUCCUUUUAUGUAUUGCUUCUGAAAAAUUAGAGUUUGAAUCUACCUGUAUAUUCUUUGUAACGCAUGGAAUGGAUAAAGAAAACUUACUAAACAUUGACAUUUUACUAUUAUGAUGAGAGGUGAAAUACACUGUUGUAGCUAUAUGCUUGUAGGUAAGUGAUGUAUGGUAAAAUGCUCUAUGAUAAAAUAAAAAUAUAUCUAAGAUUGAA